Octodon degus (degu) is the source of this 1209-nucleotide messenger RNA. Its product is annotated as bile salt sulfotransferase. The record is from RefSeq and is a predicted model, not a curated record. Lineage: Eukaryota; Metazoa; Chordata; Mammalia; Rodentia; Octodontidae. Gene Ontology annotation, cellular component: cytoplasm. Gene Ontology annotation, biological process: sulfation. The transcript is spliced from 7 exons. Gene Ontology annotation, molecular function: sulfotransferase activity.
AUGUGGAGGCUGAGGGGCGACAGUCUCCUGUUGGCCACCCUCGAGGUCCUCAAUGGCACCCACUUCCCCAGGUUCACGCACACCCAAGAGUCCCUGCGCACAGCCUGCAGCUUCCAGUUCUGGGACACGGACGUCCUGCUGGUGACAUUCCCCAAGUAAGGGACCACGUGGAUGCAGCGGGCGCUAAGCCUCGUCUUCUGCAAGGGCCAUCUCUGGCCCGCCCAUCACAUCCCCAGCUGGGAGCGUGUGCUGGAGCAGAGCAGCCUGGUCCCUGGCCAGCCUCACCCGUUCACCUCCCACCUGGACGCAGAGCCCUAGGGCCUGUCUGGGGCUCCCCUCAAGGUGGGGUACAUGGCAUGGAACCCCAAGGAGGUGCUCGACUCCUACCACUUCCACAAAUUGGCCAACUUCCUACCAGACCCCAGCUCCUUCGAGGACUUUGUGGAUGAGUUUCUUGAGGGCACAGGUUUCUUCGGCUCCUGGUUUGAGCUCGUGAGGGGCUGGCUGGGUCUGAAGCCGGACCUGAACACGCUCUUCAUCACCCACAAGGAGCCGCAGCAGGCGCCCCAGGCCACCCUGCAGAAGCUCAGUGACUUCCUGGGAUGUCUGAUGGGGCCUGAGGAGAAGGACUCCAUCCUGCAGCACUGCAGCUUCCGCUUCGUGAGCCAGAGCUGCAUGGUCACCUAUAGCCUGGUGCCUGAGCAGGUCAUGGACCCCAGCCAGGGCCGCUUCCUUCAGGAAGGUGUCAGAGGGGACUGGAAGGAGCACAUCUCUCCAGAGCAGAGCGAGAAGUUCAACGCUGUCUACCGGGCCAAGAGGGGCAACGUGGGCGUCCACCUCCCUUGGGCCCGGGACCGACCCAGCCACUCACUGCUUGUCCUGCCCGGAUCCCGAGCACCUUGGCUGUGCCAACCCCACUGGCAGUGAUGUGGCAGUAGAAGAACUUGGUGGGGGGUGGGGCUUGGCCAUCAUUUGUUCCUCCUUCGCCCGGUGUACCCCAGUGGACUGGUACAGUCGCUUCAGUGCCUUCCCUGGCUGUCCCUCCCCACGCCCCACUCCAACAUGAGCCAGCCAGGCAGGCAGCCUUGCACUCCCCUCCACAUCCCCGCUUCAGAUGAUGCUGUUGUCUUUUAGAGAACGAAGAGGGGAGCUGGGAGACAAAAUCAGGAUCUGGGCCCCAGUUUUUAUUUAUUAUUAUUUUUUUAAUGU